AUGGCUCCAGCGAAGAAAGGUAAAGCGAAGGCAAAGUCAAACUCGGCCGAGUCAACUCAGUCAAAAUCCACAGCUCCAACGCCUCAAAACAAUUUCCCGUCUUGCAUACGUGCAGUGCCUCCUUCCUCUGUCGCCAUCGCCGUCCAUGCCAAACCCGGCUCCAAAUCCGCCUCCAUCACUGAUGUCAGUGAUGAAGCGGUGGGAGUGCAAAUAGAUGCACCAGCUAAAGAUGGUGAAGCUAAUGCUGCACUUCUUGAUUACAUUAGCUCUGUGUUAGGGGUGAAACGAAGGCAAGUAUCUAUAGGCUCUGGUUCUAAAUCAAGAGACAAGGUGGUGAUUGUGGAGGAGGUAACUCCACAAAAUGUUUUUGAUGCUUUGGAGAAAGCAUCCAAGUGCUAA
Molecule: messenger RNA, 399 nt
Organism: Dovyalis caffra
Lineage: Eukaryota; Viridiplantae; Streptophyta; Magnoliopsida; Malpighiales; Salicaceae
Source: the annotation of a GenBank genome assembly